GCAGCAGCAGCCACCUGGAGGUUAUCAAUCCGGUGACUGAAAAGACAGAUAUCAGAUGUGCUGAAGGAGGAAAAUCAGACAUCACAAGCUAUUUUUAUAUUUAUAUAUUGUUCUAUAUAUUUUAUAUUAAGAACAGUUGUCUGCAUCAUAAUCCAUUAUCCAUAUAAGUAAUGUUAUGACCAUAAUCCAUUUAGCUUUCUGAUUUUGACCAGUGUAGUGAGACACACUGUUGUGUACACAUAUUGUAUGCAGAGAUUAGUGUCGAGAGAUUUAGCUCAGAUGUUGGGAAAAUAAAUAGAAAAACUGAUGGAACUAGAUUUCAAACUGAUAAAGUUUCUUUGUGAUUCUUGUGAUUUCUAAAAACAGUCAAGAAAACAGUUUCAAUGUGUUCACAUGCCUAACUCCAGGUUGGUUGAAUAUUGGGCUGAGGAAUUAUUCAAAGGGAUAAUAAUCAGCACUAUUACUGAGCUAGUUUUGCUGCUAACAAAAGAAAGAAAUGGAGAACUCAACUGAGAUUGUGUCUUUUGUGCUGGCAGCCUAUGGUAAUAUUGGAGAGUUAAAAUAUCUCUAUUUCAGUAUAAUGCUGUUAUGGUACCUCUCAAUAUGUGUGGCCAACACAGUUCUUAUUAUAGUCAUAUAUGUGGACAAAAGGUUGCAUGAGCCAAUGUACAUAUUACUAUGUAAUUUAUUUGUGAAUGAAAUCGGUGGCAGCACAUCACUGUAUCCUCUUAUGCUCUCACAGAUGUUUUCAGAUACCCAUGAAGUGACCCUGCCAUGGUGUUUUCUACAGAUGUGUUAUAUCUACAUAAGUACGUCAGUUGAAUUUUGCAGUUUAGCAGCCAUGGCCUACGACAGAUAUGUCGCUAUCUGUUAUCCUUUACACUACAGUGUCAUUAUGAACACAGGGAGAGUUGGUAUGAUCAUUCUGUUUGUAUGGAUGUAUUCAUUUGUUAAUUUUAUAUUCUCAUUUUCAUUUGUCAUCCAUUUGAAGUUUUGUGGAAAUGUCAUUGACAAAGUGUUCUGUGAUCACCACUUAGUGAUUAAACUUGCAUGUUCAGCUUCAGUAGUACACAAAAUAUCUGACCUUAUUUUUGCCUUUGUGACCAUUGUUAUCCCAGUUAGUCUAAUUUCAGUCUCUUAUAUGAAGAUUUUGGCUGUUUGUCUGAAUACUUCUAAAGAAAACAAACAAAAAGCCGUCUCCACCUGCACACCUCAGAUUGUCUCUCUAUCAAACAUGUUUGUCGGCGGCGUUUUUCACUUUGUUGAUUCCAGGUUUGAUGUUGCUCAUGUACCAGACAAAGUACGCAUUAUUUUAUCUGUGUGUCUCCUCAUUUGCCAACCAAUGGUCACUCCCUUUAUGUAUGGAUAUAGCCUACCAAAGAUAAAACAAUCCUGUAAAAGAUUUCUGUUUAAUCGAAAUAUAAAUGUUUAGAGCAAGGAUGACUAUCUCUGCUCUGUGGAAAAACAACAUUAUGUUUGUCUCCAGUGUGGUUUAAAUUUAUAGACAAAAGAUUAUCUUGAAAGUUGCACACAUCUUACAUUUAUAUAAUGUGUGAAAAAUGUGUUAAGUGAUGUGGUUUUCUUUUACUAAUCAAGUUGUCAAGACUUUAAUGGACUACAUUAGUGAUAUACAACCGCUAAUUUCUCUUUAUUUCCUGGGAUGAUCAACUCUAGUAAAACUAAAGUUUGUCCUAGAAUCUAAAAAAAAUAUUACACCCAAGCACAAACCAAUAUGAAUGAAUGACAAUAUUAUUACACUAACAAUUGAAUUCAUUAUAAGAAAGAAUAAAUAAGAAGAAUACCUAUUGUAACAUGCUUUGCCUUUAAAACUUUUUCUGUCAUGCCCCCCUUCAAAAGCCAAAAACCUUUAUCCACCCCCAAAACUGUUUCGUCAUUAACAAUGAGUGGGGAAGCAACUAAUACAUUUUAUUUUAUUUUAGCAAAAUAAAAUGCCCACGCAAAAAGGCCUACAGACAGCUGCUGUAUAAGAACAUUUAUUUACUUGUAGAGAUAAAAAAUAGUACAGGAAAAAGUAUUUGUAGUUUUCAGCAGCACCCAGAGUAUUGGACUGAAACUCUGAUCUCCACAGGCCACAAUGUUGGGUAUAAUUCUGCUUUCCUGAAAGUUGGUGGUGAGUAGCGCUGAAAUCUAUAACUGCAGGCAUGAACUUUCACUAGAGUUUUGCAUGCUUUUAUAAACCUCUGGUUGGAUCAGCAAUCAUAGGUCUAAAUCCAGUUCUGAGGUAGAAACCAGUGAAAGGCCUUCUCUCUUGAUAAUCUAAAACAUAACGUUUCAGCCACACCACACUUGUCUUGUCUUGUUGCCUAGUACCUGUACUUGUGCAAUGACAAUAAAGUUGAAUUUAAUCUAAUCUAAUCUAAUCUAAUAUAAAGUCAAUAUUAUGGUGACAAAAUACUCAAUACUAAGAGAGUGAAAUGUGUAAUGUUAAUACUUUCUAUCUGAUAGACCAUGAGCCACAAUAAUUGCAUUUUGGAAUUAAAAUAAAUACUGUGUGUCUGCUGCAUGUAUGAACAAGACAUCUCUGACAUGUUCACCAUAGCAACUUUAUAAGGCCAUAGUGUGUGUUUGUACAUGCGCACACAACCUUUUCCUACAGUUGAAAUGGUGGCAAACUGUUAACGGGGAGCUGGAUUGCAAAACAGGUUGUAAUGUGCUCUUCUCCAGGUUUGGUAACAGUGGUUGUUGAAUUAAUGGGCAGAUGGAACACUAACCUCCUUCUCCUGACACAGUAAAAGAGCUGGCUUGUAACUGAAGACGUCUUCAAAAGGAGACCUGUGGCAGAACAAGGCAAGGAAUUAUGAGAGUACGUCACCUGGGUCAACUGCUGACUCCAAGAGGAGGGGUUAGGGGUAGAUGAGACAACGCAGGCUGGUCUCCAAAUCCACCUUAGCAUGCUCCAUCAGACGGUUGAUCUGCAGGUGGAAACCUGAAGACAGACUGGCAGUAGAACCUAGGGAGGGAGCUGAACAACCUCCAGAAAUGAGCACCGAACUGGGAUCCCCACUCUGACACAAUGUCCUUGGUAGUUGAAAAAUAUGUUGGACCAGAA
Molecule: messenger RNA, 3070 nt
Organism: Dicentrarchus labrax (European seabass)
Lineage: Eukaryota; Metazoa; Chordata; Actinopteri; Moronidae
Product: putative gustatory receptor clone PTE01
Exons: 2
Coding region: 497-1432 (311 amino acids)
Biological process (GO): G protein-coupled receptor signaling pathway
Cellular component (GO): membrane
Molecular function (GO): G protein-coupled receptor activity; olfactory receptor activity
Source: RefSeq, a predicted model, not a curated record